UGCACGGUUUAUUGGGCUGACGCCGCCGUUCAGGACGUAUGAGCGUCGCUCAAAGGCUUUCUGGUAACAAGAAUCCUGCCGCUGAACAUCAAACAAUUGAUAAGUAACUGGGUCAAAACGUUUCCGCAUUCACGGUAAAAUUUACAACCAGAAGCGGAUAAGUCCGAGAGUAAAAUUCUGGGCGCAAGGAAUGGAAGAUAUCAGCUGGAAAUUGAGGGGGGGAGAAUCUCCGCAGUCAUGAAGGACCUGGGAGGAGAGUCGAGGAUUUGUCACCAGCUCACGAGGGUUGUGAAGCUUUCACAACAUGGGAAGGUGAGAACCUUAGCAGCAAAAAGGUUAAGAAUUCCUGAGUUGGAGAACUGUGUGCAGUAUUGGACUCCACACUAUAAGGAGGAAGUUGAGACAUUGGUGGCCCUUCGAAUCCGCCCCAUCAAUGAAUCAGAACUUGAUGAAGGAGCCUCCAUCAAAGCGCACAAAGUGGAUGAUCAGAUGGUCGUUUUGAUGGAUCCAACGGAAGAUCCAGAUGACAUCUUGCGAGCUAAUAGGUCCCGUGAGCGAACAUUUAUGUUUGAUGUGGUGUUUGAUCACACUUCCACCCAGGAGGAUGUUUACCUGGCCACCACUAAGGACCUGAUUAACGGUGUCAUUUCUGGAUAUAAUGCUACAGUGUUUGCAUAUGGACCUACAGGAGCUGGUAAGACUUACACAAUGCUGGGGAUGGACUGUAAGCCUGGAAUCUAUGUCCAAACUCUGAAUGAUCUCUUCAAGGCAAUUGAAGCUACAAGCGAAAACAUGGAUUAUAACGUCUCUAUGUCUUACUUGGAGAUUUACAAUGAGAUGAUCCGUGAUCUCUUGAACCCUUCCUCAGGGUUUCUAGAUUUGCGAGAAGACUCCAAGGGUGGGAUCCAGAUAGCUGGAAUCACAGAAUUCUCAACCUGUAAUACUAUGGAGAUCAUGCAGUUGCUUACAAAAGGAAACAGACAACGGACGCAAGAGCCAACAGCUGCCAACAAAACCUCAUCCCGUUCUCAUGCAGUGUUGCAGGUUACUGUGAAACAGAAGAGUCGGCUGAAAAACAUUACAGAGGAGAUACGAGUUGGUCGCCUCUUUCUGAUUGACCUUGCUGGAUCCGAAAGAGCAUCUCAGACUCAGAACACGGGCAAAAGGAUGAAGGAAGGAGCCCAUAUUAACCGGUCACUGUUGGCACUGGGGAACUGUAUCAAUGCGCUGAGUGAAAAGGGAGCAAAUCGAUCCCAGUAUGUCAACUACAGAGACAGCAAACUGACCCGGCUUCUAAAGGACUCAUUGGGUGGAAAUAGCAGAACAGUUAUGAUUGCUCACAUCAGCCCUGCCAGUGCAUCUUUUGAGGAGUCAAGGAAUACCCUGAUGUAUGCUGACCGUGCAAAGAAUAUUAAAACUAGGGUAAAACGGAAUCUGCUCAAUAUCUCGUACCACAUUACGCAAUACACCAACAUCAUAGCUGACCUGAGGAAAGAGAUUGAGAGGCUGAAGUUGAAGAUUGAUGAACAAGGACCAGAACGGAGAAAAUCUGAAAAGGCCAAUAUAAGGGACAUUCAAGCUGAAGUCCAGCUGCAUUCAGUGCAGUAUAAUCGAGGGGAGAUGGACCGACUGAGGGACCAAAUGAUGAUAGCUUUUCGGCAACAAAUGGAGAUCCGUCGCAGUCUCGUGGAGCUAGAAAACACCAACAUGGAGCUUCAUAUUGACACCUCCAGACAUUUACUAACCAUAGCUGAUUGGGAAAGGGAGAAAGCAAAACGUGCUCGGAAGUGGUGGGAAGAGAAAUGGAGUGAGAAGACUGAUAAAGAGCAAGACAGCGAUGAGAGGGAAGAGGGAAUGGCAGAUGACUUGGAUAUGACUGAACCACUGGAGGUUGCUGUGGCACGGGAGGAACUCGGCAUGCUCCUAACUGAACAAAGAAAAACUGCAGCCCUUAAGUGCGAGUUGGAACAGAAGUUGGGAGACACCAAGGCCAAAGUCUCAAAGAUGGAAGACCUGCUACCAAAGUGGCUCAAUAGCAAGGAUCAGCAAGAGAUCAUGAGCUUGCUCUGUAAAGUUCAUGAGCUGGAAGUGGAGAAUACGGAGAUCCAAUCUGCUCUGCUGCGGAAAGAGAACACCCUGCAACAGAAAGACUUUGUCAUCCAGCAUUAUGAGCAACACCGAGCCCUCUGUGAUGAGAUUAUACAGCAACAGCGGCAGCUGAUAGAAGAUCACAACAUCCAAAUUCCACAGCAACUGCACAGUCUCUACACCAUAUAUUGGCAAGAGAUGGAGGAGGGGACACUAGACAGCCUGAUUACCCUUCAUUCCAUCACCUCCAACACAUUGAGGGAUCGCACUCUUCUGAACGUGGCCCGUCAGCUGAACCUAGAAGAUUAUGUGUUGGCAGUGGAUGGAAAUAAAGAUGACAUAAGGCCAAGGACAGUUCAUGAGAACAGAAAACUGCUUCAUGCCCGGGUCAAGGACUCACUGCCUCCAAUACUCCCUGAUCAUGACAGUGAUACCAGUAAGGUGUUUAAAGCCACUGCGCAGUCACGGUACAUGAAACCAUUGUCAACUCUAACACCGCCCCCCAUCCGUCUAGCUGGACCACUGUUGCUGCAGAAACAGAGCCUGAUCAGCUUGAAGGAACGGAGCCGCAGUCGACAGUCCAACACACCAUCUGAAGCAGGUAGCAGCAAAUCAGAACUCUACACUGUGAACAGGCAGCAGAGUCCAGGCAAGCUGCAAGAGAUUGUCACGGGCACAAAGAGCAUCUCCGUCAUAGCAGCAAAACGCCGGUCUCGAGCCAAUGUGGCAGACUCGGCAACGGUACCCAUGAGAGAAAAGGAAAGGAACAUUCUGUCCACUCACUCAGUUGAGGAAAAUGAGGGGAAUCAGGGUCAAGCAGACGCAAACAAAAACGCAUUAAACAUUGAGGUGAAAUCUGUAGUCAACUUUGAUAAUCUCGCAGCUGAGAUGGGAGUGAAUGCCUUUCGGAACAAGCAAGAAUUCAGCAGUCCCCCUCCCCCAUCUCCACGUGAGUCUUGCACCAAAAUGAAAGGACUGAAAAAGGCAGAACAAAGGGAAGAUUCCACUGAAAGAAACACAAGGAAGAAACAAUCCAGAUCAUUUGAAGUGAACUCCCAGGGGCUUCCUAAACUCAGAACAAACCCCUCACGGUCUCAUAAUCUCAAGAGUAUUUCUGACUACAGGUUCUCUGUUGCUCCAAGCCUCUUCCAGAGUUCCAACCUAAAUCUGCAGCCAAAUGUCAUACCAGCAUCGAUUGCCAAUCUGCCAAGUGCUAAUGUGCCUCCUGCGACAAAGAUCAAAUUCCCACUCAACUAUCAUUCAGGUGAGAGCCAGUUACAGAAGAUAGAAGUGGGUAAUACCACACCAAGUACCAUUCACCAGAGAAAUGCAAAGGGGAACAAGGGGCUGAUCUUGCACAAGCGAGUUAAAGGCCCAGGUGACGGUGCCAAUACACAGCAGCUCCGAGCACAUGUUGGAAACUUCAAAAAAGGAAAUAACUUGGCUUUAAGGAGCCAGAGAAUGACUGGCGUGAACCCACACAUCCGAGCAGACGGCAAAUACAAGAAAUAACCACAAGUAGGAAGCAUUUGGAGAGUAUAAUUGGCUGAUUUGUGAGAUAAGACGAAAGGAUUGAGAAUAAACCUGAGAAGAACAUUACGUUGUUCAAAGGAGCAUUACCUUCAUGAUCUUCUAUAACUAUACCACAGAGCUCCAAAGGAAUGAAUAUUUGAUGCAUUUUUUGUUUCCCUUGCAAAAAAAUCAGAGAUAGAUAAAGAAAAUGGUAAUUGUGCUAUACAAUGCAUAGUGCAAUUGAAUUCUGGUAAUAUUACUGCUGCCAAGUAGCUGGCCAGGUUAAAAGUAUACAACCUAUGGACUUGUAUGCAGUCUACAAGUGUGGAUUACAUAAGGAGUGAAUGUAGCCUUUAAGCCAACAAAGGUGCAAAUCCUUUGGCAACUGUGGAUCUCUGAUAUAAGAACUGAAUUAAGCUUAUAGCCCAUUGAGUAAGAGAGGCCAUCGACAGCUUUCAGAAUCUGCAUUGUUGCAUCAUAUGACUACCUACAAAAUAUUUUGUAAAUUUCUUUAUCACAAAUGUAAAAUUACGUAAUUAAAAAUCUGUAUAAAACAA
This is a messenger RNA of Carcharodon carcharias (great white shark), 4157 nucleotides long. RefSeq names its product kinesin-like protein KIF19. Lineage: Eukaryota; Metazoa; Chordata; Chondrichthyes; Lamniformes; Lamnidae. Gene Ontology annotation, biological process: microtubule-based movement. The transcript has 21 exons. Gene Ontology annotation, molecular function: microtubule binding; ATP binding; microtubule motor activity. The coding region runs from base 238 to 3600 and encodes 1120 amino acids. The record is from RefSeq and is a predicted model, not a curated record.